Culicoides brevitarsis is the source of this 390-nucleotide messenger RNA. RefSeq lists its product as uncharacterized. Gene Ontology annotation, biological process: protein folding. Bases 1 to 390 code for a protein of 129 amino acids. NCBI's taxonomy places the organism in Eukaryota, Metazoa, Arthropoda, Insecta, Diptera, Ceratopogonidae. Gene Ontology annotation, cellular component: prefoldin complex. The transcript has a single exon. The record is from RefSeq and is a predicted model, not a curated record.
AUGAAGUCAAAUAAACCCUUUGAAAUCAUCUACGAAACGGAAAAAGUAGCAGACAAAAUUAUCACAAACAAGCGACACAUCACAGAGCUGAGCCAGAAGAAGGAAGACACACGAGAAGCCAUUCGAGAGCUACAGAAAUCCACACAGACCAAGGCAUGGACGAGCGUUUCGGGAAUGCUCGUGAAAACAACGAAGGAAAUCGCACUGGAACUGCUAAAAAAGGAUCAAAAGACGUUAGAAGAUGAAAUAAACAAAUUACGAGAUGAGAAUAAGUUGCUGGUUAAGAAACAUCGCGACCUGGAACAGAACUCCCCACUCACCGGUUUCGACUUGAAGCCACUUUCUUCGAAGGAAAUUGCCGGGUUGAGAAGUAAUCUUCCGUAUUUUUGA